Molecule: messenger RNA, 1810 nt
Organism: Camellia sinensis
Lineage: Eukaryota; Viridiplantae; Streptophyta; Magnoliopsida; Ericales; Theaceae
Source: RefSeq, a predicted model, not a curated record
CCCACUCAAGGUUGGCUCCGUAAUUCUAUGCCAAUCCAGCGGCGAACAAUAUCUUUCUACAUGCAUAUUACUCCGGCACUUGAUCACUCACUCUCUCUCUAUCUAUCUCUAAGAAGGUGAAGCGGUGGUGGUGAACAAUGGCAGCAAUCGGAGCAUUGAAGGUGCCUCGCAGCAGCAUUGAUAGGCUCACCGGCGAGAGAACCACCGACGACCACCGUGUGACGUCGUCGUCUUGGAGGCUGUCAUUUGCAUCGUCUCGUCUCUCCGGCGACAAGAUCUCGCCGAAAUUGGCUUCUCCACGACGCCGUUUCGAGGUCUGUUCCGGCGAUAGGAAGACUCCCUUCGUCGUAGUCUCUCCCAAGGCCGUUUCUGAUUCGAAGAAUUCGCAGACAUGUCUCGAUCCUGAUGCUAACAGAAGUGUUCUGGGAAUUAUACUUGGAGGUGGAGCUGGGACUCGACUUUACCCUCUUACAAAGAAGAGAGCAAAGCCAGCUGUUCCUUUGGGAGCAAAUUAUCGCCUGAUCGACAUUCCGGUCAGCAAUUGCUUGAACAGCAACAUAUCGAAGAUCUAUGUUCUGACACAAUUUAAUUCUGCAUCACUCAAUCGCCACCUCUCUCGGGCAUACGCAAGCAACUUGGGUGGCUACAAGAAUGAAGGGUUUGUUGAAGUUCUUGCUGCUCAGCAAAGUCCAGAGAAUCCCAAUUGGUUCCAGGGUACAGCUGAUGCUGUGAGACAGUAUUUGUGGCUGUUUGAGGAACAGAAUGUUCUAGAAUUCUUGGUUCUUGCUGGGGACCAUUUGUACCGUAUGGACUAUGGGAAAUUUAUUCAAGCCCAUAGAGAGACUGAUGCUGAUAUCACCGUAGCUGCACUGCCGAUGGAUGAAAAACGUGCCACUGCAUUUGGCCUGAUGAAGAUUGAUGAAGAAGGGCGUAUAACUGAAUUUGCAGAGAAACCGAACGGAGAACAAUUGAAAGCUAUGAAGGUUGACACUACUAUUUUAGGUCUUGAUGAUGAGAGAGCUAAAGAGAUGCCUUACAUUGCGAGUAUGGGUAUAUAUGUUGUGAGCAAAGAUGUCAUGAUGAGUCUGCUUCGGGACAAUUUCCCUGCAGCUAAUGAUUUUGGAAGUGAAGUUAUUCCUGGUGCAACUUCCAUUGGGAUGAGAGUGCAAGCUUACUUGUACGAUGGGUACUGGGAAGACAUAGGUACUAUUGAGGCUUUUUAUAAUGCCAAUCUAGGGAUUACCAAAAAGCCAGUGCCGGAUUUCAGCUUCUAUGAUCGCUCAGCACCAAUCUACACCCAACCUCGAUACUUGCCUCCUUCCAAGAUGCUUGAUGCUGAUGUCACAGAUAGUGUUAUUGGUGAAGGUUGUGUAAUCAAGAACUGUAGAAUUCACCAUUCUGUGGUUGGGCUUCGAUCUUGCAUAUCAGAAGGCGCAAUUAUAGAAGAUACACUGUUGAUGGGAGCAGAUUAUUAUGAGACGGAUGCUGACAGGAACUUUCUGGCUGCAAAUGGAAGUGUUCCAAUUGGUAUUGGCAAGAACGCUCACAUCAAAAGAGCAAUCAUUGACAAAAAUGCUCGCAUCGGAGAAAAUGUUAAGAUCAUUAACAGUGACAACAUUCAAGAAGCGGCCAGAGAAACAGAUGGAUACUUCAUAAAGAGUGGGAUUGUCACUAUAAUGAAGGAUGCCUUGAUUCCAAGCGAAACUGUCAUCUAGAUAUAUAUAUCCUCCUUCCGGAUCCGGACCCAAACCCAAAUCCAAACCCAAACCCAAACCCAAACCCUUUUUUGUUGCCAUAUAUGGGGACUCCC